Messenger RNA from Temnothorax curvispinosus, 1476 nucleotides. Its product is annotated as protein unc-45 homolog B-like. Gene Ontology annotation, molecular function: Hsp90 protein binding. Lineage: Eukaryota; Metazoa; Arthropoda; Insecta; Hymenoptera; Formicidae. The transcript has 2 exons. The record is from RefSeq and is a predicted model, not a curated record. The coding region runs from base 1 to 1476 and encodes 491 amino acids.
AUGAUCCUCGCCAUGGCGAAAGCGGAUGACGUACUGCAACAGAAAGUGGUUUGCGAAUGUAUCGUUGCCGCUAUAACCAAAUGUAAGAAGGCCAACAAAUUCAUAUUGGGAGGUCGAGAUAUAUUGCAGAACCUGUAUUAUUCUAAGCAUGAUUCAAUUCGGAUUCGAGCGUUAGUGGGUUUAUGCAAGUUAACCAUUUUCGAAAACGGACUCUGCUCUCCGACUAUCAAACUGUUCCCGUAUGGAGCGACGAAGAAGUUAUCCAAGAUUUGUAAACGAUUCCUGAUUAAUCCCAAGAAGGAAAAAGAUAUGAGUAAAUGGGCUAUUAAAGGCUUGUCGUACCUCACUUUCGACGACGACGUCAAAGACGAGUUGAUCGAGGACCAACAAGCUAUUCGAGCAAUGAUCGAGCUGGCUCGAUCCAAUACCAAGACUGACGAUCAAUCGGUUCUCUAUGCCGCGCUUACGACGUUGGUGAACCUUUGCAACGCUUAUGUCGAGCAAGAACACAUACCUGAGAUGAUAGAAUUGGUAAUGUUUGCUAAACGUUACUUCGAGGGAUAUAAUCUGUUCGACAGAAACGCAGUGGGAAGAAGAAGCGUGUUAGCGAAGGCCGGUGUGAUUAGCGCUCUGGCGAGCCUCGCUGAAAUGGACAGCCAGAACUGCAAGGAAUUGAUAGCCCGCAUUUUCAACAUGAUAUGCUGUCCGCGCGAAGUGAGAGAAAUAGUGGUUCAACAAGGCGGCCCGAAGGCAUUGUUAUUGUUAGCGCUGAACGGCACGGACAAGGGAAAAAAGGAAGCUUCGGAAGCCCUGGUUCUUCUGGGACUCAACAAACAUCCUAAGAUUGCAUUUCCCGGUCAGAUGAUGAUGGAGAAUUCUGCGACUCUAUUAGUUUUGUGCGACCUUGCUAAAGUCAACGGCAGCAUGCGAGAACAUAUAUGCAAGGAGGGGGUGUUUCAGAAAAUCGAGGCCUUUCUGAAUGACGAGGAUAAUGGUUUGAAAUGUGGGUCCCUAACACUUAUAAACCUGUUGUUUUUAAGCCAUGAAGUCGCCGUCCAAUAUUUCGAGCAGGACAAUUCUCGAGUUAAGCAUCCUAUGUUGUUGUGCAAGAACGCGAAUGUACUUAUUAGCUUGUCAGCAGCUAUAGCUCUAAUGAUGGUGACAGAGGCGAACAAAGGGGCUUGCAAGCAGAUUUACGAUUCGAAUUUCUGUCUGGAAUCUCUACGCUUUUUACUCACUAGUCCAUACAGUGAGGUGCAAGAAAAAGGUAUUUUAAUUGUGACAAAUAUGAUUAGAAGCACGAAAGAUGUUGCUGCAAAACUUGUGAGAAAAGGCAUUAUGAAACUACUGACGGUAUUGAGCAAAAGUGAUACCGCGCAAAACAAGGUCAAGGAUUUGGCAUUCCUUGCUUUGGAGGAAGCUGCGGAACGACGAGAAGAACGUCGAGAAGCAAUCAUUGGACGUGAUAAGACGUGA